Chlamydomonas reinhardtii is the source of this 3206-nucleotide messenger RNA. RefSeq lists its product as uncharacterized. Gene Ontology annotation, molecular function: protein binding. NCBI's taxonomy places the organism in Eukaryota, Viridiplantae, Chlorophyta, Chlorophyceae, Chlamydomonadales, Chlamydomonadaceae. The record is from RefSeq and is a predicted model, not a curated record. The transcript has 13 exons. Bases 43 to 2760 code for a protein of 905 amino acids. Gene Ontology annotation, biological process: cell division.
GCUAACCUCAUGGCCACAACUGCCUUUAGACCAUUAUAAAGGAUGGAGGUGCUGUGUUCCCGGUUGCGGGGGCUCGCGCAAGACUGUAUCGACAAACACCUCAACUUGUCUGCAAUUUUCUAUGCCGACAAACUGGUGACAUUCAGUAAUGGAGCUCCGGGAGAUGUUUAUCUGCUCGCUCAGGCCUACUACUCGGCCCGGCAGUACCACCGCGCGCUGAGCCUGCUGCGCUCCGCCGGCGUGCUGGAGCUGGGCGCUGAGUUUGUGUACCUGGCCGCCUGCUGCCUUGCUGAGGCGGGGCAGUGGGAGGAGGUGGUGGCGCUGCUGGGGGACGACGAGGCAGGGCAGGACCCGGCCGCGUACGAGGACCUGGUGGUGGAGCCCCCAGGUGGCGGCGCGGGCGUGCGGGUGCAGUCCGGCAUGGCGCUGCUGCGGGGCCGCGCCUUUGAGGCGCUGGACAACAGGCCCCGAGCCGCCGUGUGGUACCAGGCGGCACUGCAGCUGGACCCCUACUGCUGGGACGCCUUCGCGGCGCUCACGGACGGCCACCUGCUCAGCAACGAGGCCGAGGUGGCGCUGGUGGACAGCCUGUGUGGAGCAGGGGGAGGAGGGGCGGGAGGAGGGUGGGGAGGAGGAGGAGCAGGGGGAGCCAGUGGCGGUGGGGGCGUGGGCGGCGGCGAGGGGCCCGCAGGUGGCGGUGGGCGGCUGGCGGAGGGCGACCGCUGGCUGGCGCUGUUGAUGCGGGCCAAGUGCAAGAAGUACCUGCACCCGGAGGCGGUGGAGGCGGCCCUGCGCGAGCUGGAGGCGCCCGCCCCCGCCCCCGGCCCAGCAGCAGCAGCAGCAGCAGCAGCAGCAGCAGACAUGGAGGGGGAGGAGGGCGGCGACGCCGCAUCCGAGCCGCCCACACCCAGCCCAGGCGCCGACAGCAUGCAGGGAGCCUACCCCGCAGGCGGCGACUUCGGCCACGGCCACGGCCACGGCCACGGCUCGGGUGCGGGCGCGGGCGGCUUGGGCCCCCUGCCGGUUCCGUACAUGACUCCGCCGCGCGGCUUGUCCAGCAGUGGCGGCGGCAGCGGCAGCGGUGGCGGCGGCAUGGGGGUUAGUGGCGGUGGUGGUGGGGAUGAGAGCGGCAGCAACACAGCUACGCCCGGCACUGCGGCUGCCGGCACGCCGGGGACGCCGACGGCGGGGGCGGGCGGGCAGCAGCAGGGGCGGCGCGGCGGCCGCAGCGGGAGUGCGCGGCGCGGCGCGCGCGGCUCCCAGGCUACCGCUGCUGCCGCGGCGGCGGCGGCAGCCACUCCCACUGCCAUGGGCGGGGGCAGCGGCGAUGAAGGCAUGGACGACGUCACGCCGCCACACGCACACCAACCCCACCAGCACCCACACCCUCACCAGCACCCACACGCGCGCGCCUCUGCGGCUCUGUCGCCGCCGCGCCACCACCCACACCCCGCGCACCAGAUGCAACCCUACGGCGAGCUGACGCCCGUGGCCCCGGGCCACCACCACCCGCAACCCCACCACCAGCAGCAGCAGUACACGCCCGGCACUGGCCCCGGCGGCUGCAGCAGCACACCAGGUGACAGUCACGGCUACAGCCACGGUGGCUACAGCCAAGGCGGGGGCGGCGGCUACAGCCAAGGGGGCGGGGGCGGCUACGGCUGUGGUCUGGGCGGCAACCUGGACGUCAUGGCGUGUCGGGCGGAGCUCAUGUUCCACCGUGGUGACUAUGAGGGUGCCUACGCGCUCACCCGCUCCGUGCUGUGUGGCGGCCGCGACCCCUACGCCCUGCAGCUGCUGCCCACACACAUCGCAGCGGCCACACAGCUGGCGGGCGCGGCCGGGGGCGGCGGCGGCGGCGGCGGGCUGGGCGGUGGCAGUGAGCCGCGCACCGACCUGUUCCUGCUGGGGCACCGCCUGACGGAGGAGCACCCAGACCUGGCGGUGUCCUGGUACGCUGUGGGUGCCUACUACCUGGCUGCCCGCCAGCCCGAGGCCGCCCGCCGCCACCUGGCCCGAGCCACAGCGCUGCAGCGCGGCUUCGCGCCCGCCUGGCUGGCAUACGGACACGCGUUCAGCGCGCAGGACGAGAGGGACCAGGCCAUGUCCGCCUACCGCACCGCCGCCCGGCUGUUCCCGGGGCUGCACACGCCGCACCUGGGGCUGGGCGCCGAGUACUGCGCCUCAGCCAACCUGCCGCUGGCGGAGAGGGCGCUGCUGGCGGCCUACGACAUCUGCCCUGACGACCCGGCUGUGUGCCACGAGCUGGGCGUGCUCAUGUACAAGUGCGGCCAGGCGGGCGCCGCGGCCAUGUGGCUGGACAGGGCGCUGCAGCUGCUGCCGGGAGGAGGAGCGGGGGGAGGAGGAGGGGGGCGGCCCAGCGUGUACUGGGAGCCCACGCUGGUGGCUCUGGGCCACUGCCUGCGCAAGCUGGGCAGGUACGCCGCCGCCGCGGACGCCUACCGGCAGGCACUGGCACUGGCGCCCGCCUCGCCCGGCACCCUGGCGGCACUGGGGUACACGGCGCAGCUGGCGGGGGAGCCCAAGCUGGCGGUGGACCACUACCACGCCGCACUGGCGCUGCGGCCGGACGACCCCUUCACAGCCGACAUGCUGCGCCUGGCGCUGCAGGAGUAUGCGGAGCAGGCGGCGGCGGAGGAAGAGGAGGUGGCGGCCGCAGCGGCUGCAGCGGCUGCAGCGGCUGCAGCAGCUGGGGCAGGCGGGGCGGGCGCAGCAGCUGCAGGUGGCGUUCAUGCGUGAGGCGCCGUGAGUGAUUGUGGUGGUGGCGGGGGUGGAUGGCCAGGUGGAUGGUGGCCUGGUGGGUGACCCCUGUGGUGGCGGGCGUCACAGGCCCUGGGAGGCGGUGCGGUGUGCUGGCAGCUGCAGCUGCAGCGGUGUGUGAAGGCACACGUGUACCGGGCUAUCGGGGCAGUGAUGGAGCCCGUGUUGAGCUGUGUGAAAGAGAUGGCGGUAGACAGGAGGCCGGGGGGGGGGCGUUUGCGAGGCUGUCUCGAUGCUCGAUUGCGGAUUGUAGAGAAAGACGCAGGCGUGUGCGAUGGGAAAGGGUUUAGGCAGGUUGGCGAGGUCCCGUAGGGUGCAGCUGACGCCCAUACCCCACGCAGACGGCAAACAAUUUGCAGCGGCAGCGCAGAAGUGCAUGGCUGGUCGAACGCCGGAGUUACUGAACUGUAUGUGACGCAUCCUGA